GUGCCGGAUUUCCUACUUCCGGUUUGCGGGAAGAACGGUGCGGUGGAACCUGUCUGUGGAUUGUGGCUACGUGUUCAGGUAUAAAUCUACCCAUCAACAUUGCCAGGAACAAUGGUAUCUAAGCAGGCCUUUAUGUUCAGCUUGGGCUCCCUCUAUCUGUCCCUCCUCUUUGUAUUCCUUCUUAUGGACGUCUAUGCCAGGCCGGCAAACAAUUCUGCUUUAAAGGAGAAACCCCUGGAAAACAAAAACGAGAAUGAGAUACUGCCUCCCGAUCACCUGAACGGGGUGAAGUUGGAAAUGGAUGGCCACUUGAACAAAGAGUUCCAUCAGGAGGUGUUCCUGGGCACAGACACAGACUUCAAUGAAGACUCAGAGCCUAGCAGGAAUAGGAAGAAACUAGCCAUUAUCUUUUCCAAAGUGGAUGUGAACAAAGACAACCAAAUCAGUGCCCAGGAAAUGCAGCAAUGGAUCAUGGAUAAGACGGAAGAGCAUUUCAAGGAGGCCGUGAGGGAGAAUAAGCUUCACUUCCAGGCUGUGGAUCCAGAUGGAGACGGGCAUGUGUCUUGGGAUGAGUAUAAGAUCAAAUUUCUUGCCAGCAAGGGUUUCAAUGAGGAAGAGGUUGCAGAGAAGGUGAAGAACAAUGAGGAAUUGAAGAUUGAUGAAGAGACCCAAGAAGUCCUGGAAAACCUCAAGGACCGAUGGUUCCAAGCAGAUAACCCACCAGCGGAUCAAGUCUUGAAUGAACAGGAGUUUCUGGCCUUCUUGCAUCCAGAGCAUAGCCGAGGAAUGCUCAAAUUCAUGGUGAAAGAAAUAGUCCGUGACCUAGACCAGGAUGGCGAUAAGAAGCUGACACUCUCCGAGUUCAUUUCUCUACCCGUGGGCACAGUCGAGAACCAGCAGGCCCAGGAUAUUGAUGAUGAUUGGGUGCGGGACCGGAAAAAGGAGUUUGAAGAAGUGAUUGAUACCAACCAUGAUCACAUUGUCACCAUAGAGGAGCUGGAGGAAUACAUGGACCCCAUGAACGAAUACAACGCUCUGAACGAAGCCAAACAGAUGAUCGCUGUAGCAGAUGAAAAUCAAGACCACAAUCUGGAUCUAGAGGAAAUCCUAAAGUACAGCGAGUAUUUUACAGGCAGCAAACUGAUGGACUACGCGCGGAACGUUCACGAGGAGUUCUAAACCUCUCCCGCCGCUCACCCUGAUGAACCACCCCAUAUUUAUAGCUGAAGAAGCUCUAGUCACAGGGACAUCUCUCGCAGUCUGAUGAGAGAACAUACACCAGUCUUGCUGCUACCUGUGUAUUCCUAGUGUGCAGUAUUGAGUGGGGGGAGAUCUCCUUCCCUGCCAUCUCGCAAACUUCAUGGCAGAAUUUGCACAUAUGUCAUGGCUUUGAUUUGCUUCAGUGAUGUGCUUCAUCCCAGUAAUGUAAUUCUAAGAAAUGCCUGCAGAGUCCACUCUCUUCUCUGCAACUGAUCAUCCUUGAUG
Molecule: messenger RNA, 1485 nt
Organism: Nanorana parkeri
Lineage: Eukaryota; Metazoa; Chordata; Amphibia; Anura; Dicroglossidae
Gene: SDF4
Product: stromal cell derived factor 4
Exons: 7
Coding region: 112-1179 (355 amino acids)
Biological process (GO): calcium-ion regulated exocytosis
Cellular component (GO): endoplasmic reticulum
Molecular function (GO): calcium ion binding
Source: RefSeq, a predicted model, not a curated record